Messenger RNA from Phacochoerus africanus (Common warthog), 1368 nucleotides. It is a transcript of the gene SYT6, whose product is annotated as synaptotagmin 6. Bases 294 to 1196 code for a protein of 300 amino acids. Lineage: Eukaryota; Metazoa; Chordata; Mammalia; Artiodactyla; Suidae. The record is from RefSeq and is a predicted model, not a curated record. Gene Ontology annotation, cellular component: membrane. Gene Ontology annotation, molecular function: syntaxin binding; calcium ion binding; phosphatidylserine binding. Gene Ontology annotation, biological process: calcium-ion regulated exocytosis; regulation of dopamine secretion; regulation of calcium ion-dependent exocytosis. The transcript has 4 exons.
CCCUAUAACUCGCUCCCUCGGUCUCCCUCUGACUCACUCGGACUCGGGGGCCGGUGCGCGACUGAGCCGCUGCCUCUCGCCGACUUUGCCAAGCGGGCGCCUCCUGCCCGAACGGCGCGGACCCUGCGCCGGACGCAGCCCCAGGCGGCCGCCGAGCCCAGGCGGGAGCCCGAGCCGAGCCGAGCCCGCCGGAGCCGCUGUGCUGGACGCCCUGGAGGAACAAGGAGGCCUCCAGCCCCUCCUCUGCUAACCCCUCCCCCGAGGCCCUCCCGAGCCCCAGCGCCAGGGGCAGCAUGGCAGACAAGCUGAAGGACCCCAGCAGCCUCGGCUUCCUAGAGGCAGCCGUCAAGAUCAGCCACACGUCCCCAGAUAUUCCGGCCGAGGUGCAGAUGUCGGUCAAGGAGCACAUCAUGCGUCACACGCGGCUGCAGCGACAGACCACAGAGCCAGCGUCAUCCACCAGGCACACGUCCUUCAAGCGCCACCUGCCGCGGCAGAUGCAUGUCUCCAGCGUGGACUACGGCAACGAGCUGCCCCCCGCGGCCGAGCAGCCCACCAGCAUUGGCCGCAUCAAGCCCGAGCUCUACAAGCAGAAGUCCGUGGAUGGGGACGAUGCCAAAUCCGAGGCCAAGAGCUGUGGGAAGAUCAACUUCAGCCUGCGCUACGACUACGAGAACGAGACCCUGAUCGUGCGCAUCCUGAAGGCCUUCGACCUCCCUGCCAAGGACUUUUGCGGCAGCUCCGACCCUUACGUCAAGAUCUACCUCCUGCCCGACCGCAAAUGCAAGCUGCAGACCCGGGUGCACCGCAAGACCCUGAACCCCACCUUCGAUGAGAACUUCCACUUCCCCGUGCCCUACGAGGAGCUGGCUGACCGCAAGCUGCACCUCAGCGUCUUCGACUUUGACCGCUUCUCCCGCCACGACAUGAUCGGGGAGGUCAUCCUGGACAACCUCUUUGAGGCCUCUGACCUGUCCCGGGAAACCUCCAUCUGGAAGGACAUCCAGUACGCCACCAGCGAAAGUGUGGAUCUGGGGGAGAUCAUGUUCUCCCUCUGCUACCUGCCCACCGCAGGCAGGCUCACGCUCACGGUGAUCAAGUGUCGGAACCUCAAGGCGAUGGACAUCACGGGCUACUCAGGUACCUUUCCUCCCCGAGGGCCUGCCCCGUGGCCUCUCGGCAACCCAGAUGUUUAGAUUUGGAGAGAUGCUGAGAGAGAAGGGGGAAGAAUCGUCAGUACUCUUAGAUAGGAGCACAGCCCUGGAGGCAAACGGCCUGGCUGUGAAGGCCAGUUCUGCCACUUUGCUGUGGGAUGCUUUGGUUUCCUGACCAAAAAAAAAAAAAAAAAAAACCAUGAAAAAAAACCAC